Strongylocentrotus purpuratus (purple sea urchin) is the source of this 8310-nucleotide messenger RNA. RefSeq names its product sodium-dependent alanine transporter 2. The coding region runs from base 230 to 2632 and encodes 800 amino acids. Lineage: Eukaryota; Metazoa; Echinodermata; Echinoidea; Camarodonta; Strongylocentrotidae. The transcript has 15 exons. Gene Ontology annotation, cellular component: membrane. The record is from RefSeq and is a predicted model, not a curated record. Gene Ontology annotation, biological process: sodium ion transmembrane transport.
UAUUUUCCAAUGCUGUGUGAAACUAAGAAAUCCCAUAGGGCAUCCUUAACCACAAGUCUUCAUGAUUAGAGGGUUGACAUUCGGAACUUGACUGCUGUGAGAAUUUGUGAGGAAUCACGAUCUUGGAUCUGUAUAACCGUCGCGCUGGAUGAUCUGAGGGUUAAAUAGCCGGUAACAUCAUCAUCUCAAUUCCCACAGAACAGUAUAUACUUAAGGACUGCUUGACACGAUGAUCAACUACAGCAUGGAGGUGGUCGUAUCCACCGAUACGGACGAUGUCGAACUCCCCGAAGACAACAUGGGCGUGGUCAACCCAAUCCCCAUCGAUAUCGAGGACGAGGAAAGACUCAAGGUAUCGCCGUCGAGGAAGUCACGAUUGUCUGCCGCUGACCUCAUCAGCGUGUCCUCAUCCCUACCGGACUCGUACCUACCCCAAUACCCCGACGUCUCGAUCGCGCCGUCGAUCACCAGCUCGAUCAAGCCACAGAUCUCCAAGUCGGUCGAAGACCUCCUGGUCAAUGCCGACCUGGAGGACUGUCGGAACCGGUUGUCGAGACACGGGUACGACUCGAUGAGGAGUCUGAGGCUGGCAUCCAAGGAUGAUUUAGUCGAGAUAGGCUUGCCCAGGGGCUAUGCAGGACUUCUGGUCUAUGCAGUAGCCCAGGAAGAUAAAGGCCAUGGUCCCGGCAAGGGAUUGGCUCAGAUAGAAACAAUAAAGCUUGAAGACCAAUACCUUCCAUCACAAGUUUUAACAUCAAGCGAGGCAAUCUCCGCCAUGAGUGAAAAGGGUGACUACAAGGUGGUGCCGGGAGGCGGAGUGGACGAUGCCAUCGGGGGCGGCGGCGGUAAAGACCUCGCGGUCAAACCCCUCGAUUCGAAGACCGCACCCGACCGAGAGGGGUGGGGGAAGAAGUUGGAUUUCCUGCUGGUCUGUAUCGGCUAUGCCGUCGGGCUCGGCAACAUCUGGCGCUUUCCCUACCUGUGCUAUACCCACGGAGGAGGGGUAUUCCUCAUCCCCUAUUUCAUCAUGCUGUUCCUGGCCGGUAUGCCACUGAUGUUCCUGGAGCUGGCCUUCGGUCAGUAUGGAGGGGAAGGUCCGAUCACCAUCUGGAAGGCAUGUCCACUAUUUGCAGGUAUCGGAUGGGCCAUGGUGAUGAUCUCCGGCAUGGUGGCCAUCUACUACAACAUCAUCAUGGCGUGGACCGCGCUCUUCUUCGUGCGUUCCUUCACAUCGGAAGUCCCUUGGAAAACAUGCAACAACACGUGGAACACGGACGCGUGUCAGGAGAACUCAUCUGUUGCUAUGGAGAUGGGAUUGAACAUCACUAAGCGACCGGCCCAGGAGUUUUACUAUAACUACGUAUUGGAUGUAGACGGUCACAACCUGGACGACAUGGGAUCCAUGAAGUGGGAACUGGUGAUGUGUCUGCUUUUCUCCUGGAUCGUCAUCUUCUGCUGCAUCUGCAAGAGCGUGAAGAGCUCCGGAAAGGUGGUCUACUUCACUGCGACCUUUCCCUAUAUAAUCCUAACUAUCCUCCUCAUACGAGGGGUAACUCUACCUGGAGCUAGUAUCGGGAUCGACUAUUACCUCUCCCCUCGCUGGGAGAAACUGAAGGAAACUGCUGUAUGGGGAGCAGCAGCAACUCAGAUCUUCUAUUCCUUGGGGCCUGCGUGGGGCGGAGUUCUCACCUUCUCAAGUUACAACAAGUUCAACAAUAACUGUCUUAUAGAUGCCAUCUGUAUCCCGAUCAUCAACUGCUUGAGUAGUUUCUACGCAGGCUUCGUCGUCUUCUCUACGCUAGGGUUCAUGUCUUAUAAGACCGGUAUCUCCAUUGACAACGUCGCGGUCAAAGGUCCUGGUCUUGUUUUCGAGACGUAUCCGGAAGCAAUCUCCCAGAUGCCUGCAGCCCCUUUCUGGUCCAUUCUAUUCUUUUUCAUGUUCUUCCUUGUUGGACUUGAUACACAGUUUGGGAUGGUGGAGACGGUUGUGAGUGGACUGACGGAUUACUACCCCAACCAUCUGAGAAAACAUGGCACCUUAACGGCCCUCGUAGUGUGUGUCGUUUUCUUUCUUCUAGGACUACCCAUGGCCUCCCAGGGAGGAAUUUAUAUGUUUGAGUUGAUCAACUGGUACAGUUGUUGGAUAUCCCUCAUGUUGGUGGGCGUGUUCGAGUGUGUGGCUGUUGCUUACUUCUAUGGCGUGCGUCGUUUCACUAAUGAUAUCAGACGCAUGAUUGCUGACUAUACGUGGAUGACACCUGUAGUCACUCCGCUACUCUACUGGUAUAGUAGCUGUUGGUUGGUUAUUACUCCUUCCAUUAUCGUGUUCAUCUCGGUCUUUGGAAUGGUAAACUACGUUCCCGUUUACUUUGGGGACUACGUUUACCCCAAAUGGAGUGAGAUGCUCGGCUGGCUAAUGGCCGUGGUACCUCUGUUCACGAUCCCGCUCGUGAUGAUCAUCAAGUUAUUCUUUGCUUCGGAAGGAGAGACUUAUGCUCAGCGAUUCAUGUUUCUCCUUCGCCCGACACCCCAAUGGGAAAACAAAGAGAGACAGUUUCAAGGCAAGAAGAAUCCCAAAAGCGGAUUCGGCAAAGACGUGGAGCUCGACUCCAUCAAACAGAUGUACGCGUGAGAUUUGGACCGGAGGAGAGGACAAUGGAAGGAGUAUUUUUCUCCCGGCUGGUAACUGGUAGGAAAGAAAGGAACUUGCUGGUUUCGAGACGAUAGGUGUUAGUUAAUACGGGAAUAUUGUUCUCCCGAUUUACGUGUGUAAGUUAGAAGCGAAAGUUAUGCUAUCGGUGUUAUAACGGCAAGGGUUGUAAAAAGACGGGAAUAUGUUUUUCCCGAUUUUGAUUUGUGUUGCGGUAAGAGAAGACGGGAGUAUUUGUUCUCCCGGUUUGUAAGAUAUAAGUAAGAAUAUUAUUCUCUCUGUUUUUAGGAUAGAAGAGAGGAUUAUUCUCUCGCUUUUAGGAUAAGAUGGGGUAUUAUUAUACUCCUGAGUUAUUAAGAAAUCAAGGAGUAUUAUACUUCUGGUUUUUGGUGCCAAAAACUGGAGAUUUUUAAAUCUCGAUCAUGGAAGGAGGGAGUUUUUUUUAGUUUUUUUUUACAUCAACUCGAAGAAGGGAAAGGAAGGGACGGGUGUGGGCAGGAGAUAUGGUUUGGGGGAAAGAAUGGACCAUUUUUAUCCCUGAAUUGGGACAGGUCGGAGUACUAACACCCGAUCAGGUUUAAGGAUGAGAAAACUAUAUUCCCAGGCGGGAUAAAAAUGGAGUUAUAUUAUUCUACCGAUGAGUGUGAUGAUGGUGGAAAAGAAUUUUAUUUUAUUUUAUCUAUCAUGGGAGAAGAGAGUAGGGUCAUACUCCAGAUAAAAGAUCAACAAAAUAUUAGGAGCAGGAUAUUCUUCCGAUUUAAAGGAAAAUGGGCGCAUUAUACUUAUGGUAAGGGGGUAGAAAAAAUGUGCAGAUAUACUCCGGAUAAAGAGAACAAAUCGAGGAAGAAGGUUGGGAUAGUACUACUCCGUGCGCAAGUGGUAGAAAGAAAGAGCCCACAUUAUUAAAACGAAUGGUAGGGGCUGUUGGAGUUAGUCCAGAAUCUGUUCAGGUUUUAUUUUCUUUCUUUUUCCCGCGAUCUCUCCCCUACCCGUUGCAAGCCGAUAAUCUGUGUGAAAUCGAUCGAUUUUUGUUAUUUCGUUUUGGCUUGCUAGGCGUAGCUUACAAAUUCGGGACUCACGCCAUCUUCGGCCUGCAGCGAGUAGGUGUAAUGAUCCAUCUUGUUUAGUGGAGAUCGUAAAAAUUUAAUCGGCCAGAUUCUGGACUGGGGGGGGGGGGGGUGUUGAUUCAUCUAAAGUUUUGUUAAACUUCUUUUACAUUCAGAGAGUCUGAGCUUUACAUUUAUUGCUUUGCAUAUUGUAUAUUUCAUCAUGUUAUUAUUUAAUCGAUUUUCCAUGCUGUGUUUCGUGUUCCAUUUGUCAUGUAAAAAGUGUAGUUCGAUACAAAUUGGUUACGUUGUUAUUUAAACGUUCAUAUAGUGGGGAGAGGGAGGGGCACUACAAUAGAGGGUCAAUAUGCGAGAGGGGCACUGCGAUAGGUGUGUGCAACUCUUCGUAGACGGUGAUUCUUAUUAUUCUAAGAAAUACAUUUUAUUAAAAAUGUGUGAGGUGUUAUGAUGAAGAUUUUAUCUUAGGUGCCUUUAAUGAUACCUAAUCUCUAGUGCAAUUAAAGAUUCCUAUACUAGAAAUCUUACUUUGCUGAAUUAAUGGUUUUUAUACUGAAAACGGUGCCACGUUAGUGUACAUAAGCGGAGGUUGUAGUUACAUGUAAUUGUUUGCUUUAUCUUUAAAAAAAAAAGAGGAUGGUUGUUAUGCUUAAUGUACGAUAUGUCGUAUGAAUCAUGAAAUAAUAUAUGUACAUGUACUUCCAGUAAUUGCUUACAUUUAGUCUAAAUGACACAUAUUUAGUUCAAAUGACACAUGCCAAGGUGAACAAACUUUUGAUUCUACCUCACACUAUCCCACCCGACAUUUUACUUUUAAGUUUAUAUUGAUAUUUCCUGCCACUUUUGGAGAAUUUCGAGAACCUGGUUCAGGCUAUCGUUAUCAUCAUUUGAAAUUCGUCAAAGAUAAAACGAAGAAAACCGUGAAUACAAGACAACAGUAAGAAGAGGAAGAGAUUGGAAGGAAUAAGAAACUAUUUAUUAUGAUCACUGUGUGAUUUUGAAGAAAUCUUGCUCCACAUAUGCAUUCUCGAAAUCUGUAUUAAAAAAAAAUGUAUUUUUAAUUUAAGGAGAUAUUACAUUAUCGUGCAUACAAUACUUCCAUAUUUCCAUAAUUGUCAUCAUUACCAACAAUGACGUGGCUGGUGAUUUUACGAUGAUACGCACACGCACAUUUCAAAGCUAAGUCAUAAUACUUGACAUGACGUCAUAAUGCAUUGUCGCACAAUUUGCGUUCAUGUCGAUGGCUAAAUCGACGAAGUACAGUAUCAUGUAUACUUAACGUUUAUGAUCACAGAGUAAUCCAUAUAAAAUUAUAUAUAUACAUUUACGUGAUAUUUUAUAAUAACCGGGUGAUCGGUGCCUUCGGAAUAUCAUGAAAAUAAUAUAAUUUUUGAUCAGGGUAUUAGUAAUUAAUCGAAUUCUCCAUUAUGCAAUAUUUUAAAUGUAUAAGUUAAAUUAAACUAAAAUUUAAAAGUUGUACUGAGGAUCGUUACAACCAGGCGAGGGGACGACAAAAGGGAUGCGAUGAGGUGAUAUAAAUCGUAUUUCUAAUUUCCCUAAACUUUCUUACCAGUACUUGACAUUUCCUCAGGCUUAUGGCUGCGAUAAACUACACCCCCCCUCCCCCUCCCCUCCCCCUCAACAAGAUAAAGGUUCAGUGUCCGAACAUGAACACGCAGUCUCUGGUAUACACAAAACAGUAUUUGAAGCAAGUUUUGAUUAAUAUUAAUUAUAUAUUCCAUUCUUUACUCGAGAUAUAUAGUUCUGGCUCAUCAUUAUCCCUGAGUAAUGAAAAUAUAGAUGACAUGAACGGUGCUCUAUCCAAAAUCCACCAUUGUGAAGAUUACUUUCACUCGGUAAAAGUAGUUUGAAAGCCACCAUGAAUUCCUAUGCAAAUUUGAAACUGUGUUUUAACUUUUGUUCGCUUUAGCAUUUACUCGUGCAUUAAUUUUGCCCUGUUGUGAUUAUUGUUCAGAGCAAAUCGUCUACAGUCUUACUUGUUCCAUUCGGUUGUUAUUAGACAUUUUGGUAGUGUGCUGUUUUGUGUGGUGAUGAGGUUGUCUAGGACACUCGCUUUACGUUCUGUGCGUGUCGUUGUUCACGCGGCCAAUUUGUUCGAAGCGAACUUCAGCCAUCAAGAAUAUAUAUUUUUGUCGUAUCACGUUCUCUACUCGUGGCGGAGGCCUGAGCCAGAGCAGCAAGUAUUAUAUCUUGGAUUCGUCUCGAUUCGUGGAGGCGCAACGGCAACUUGGAAUAUUUCCAAAAUGUUUUUGCGCUUUUGCGAAACUAGACAAUCUAGCCGAUGUGUAAGGAAUUUUAAAAACAAACCAAAAAACAAGAGAGAAGUAGAAAGAGCUAGAACUGUUUAGAACAUCCAAAGUGACGCAUUGUGACUUCGGCAUUAAAUAACGAUUUUUCUUCCAACGGUAGAGGGAGACAGAGCUCAGUUGCUUUCCUGGAUCUGUCUUAAGACCUACCAGAACUUUUAAAUACCGUAACAAAUGUUUAAAACCAAAGAUAAUUAUAAUCAAGUCUUUCCUGUCAUCUUAUGUAUCACGGACUAAAAGGAUUCUACGCUCGAAUUUAAUCAUGACUGGUGAUUGUUUGUGUUUGUUUAUUUAUGACAGUAAUGUUGUUUAUAUUUUGAGGUAAGGUUGAUUUAUGAUUUCACCCAGUGUUAAAGCCAAAGAUGUAUGGACCACCGUUAAGAAUUGUAUGAAUGUAUUGCCUUGUUUAUUAUUUAAUAGUCAUGGAAUUAUUACCCAUUUAUUUAAUUUAUUUUAAUCAAAGACGCUCUCAGUUGUAUAUACAGUUAACAUUAAAAUAGUCUUACAAGUCUGUGCUAUUGGAUUGGGUUUAAUAUGCAGUUAUUGCCCGUAUGUAGUCCAGGAAAUCGAGAUUUAUUAAGUGUAUUAUUUAUUUUUUUAUUUAUCAAGUGUUUAGCAAGUGUCUUUGUUGGUUUGAGUAUAUAAGUGUAUCGAUAAGAAUUAGGACACUUCAGGUCAUAUUCUAGUUAUUAAGUUAAAUCCGACUUUGGAUAACUUAGACUGCAGACUACACAACUUCCAUUGUUAAACCCGAAUUUGAACAAAAGCGUAAGCCCAGUGACGGGUUUAAAUUUGAGUAUGAAUCGGGCCAUCGAUGUUAUAAUGAUAUGUCACAUGAAUUGCCAAAGUUAGUGGAAUAUCCUUAAUGAAGACACUCGAAUACAUGGGGGGGGGGGGGGGGUUGGGAGGGGCGUUGAGGCGUUGUUUCAACUGAUGUGUCAUAAUUUUUAUUGAUUCAUGGGGUAGAAUAUGGAUAUACUCAUGAAGACGCUCCAAAUCUCUAAGGAAAGUCAUUCAUUAAUUCAUGUUUUAUUUAUUUAUUUUUUAAUGUUUGAAGUGGUUGAAGAGCCUAGUUUUAUGAAGUUACAUUGUGUGGAGUUCAUGAAUUCUCACCCACCGCUAUUUAUGAUUCUUCCCUCUCUCCCAGUCUUUCUCUUUUAUUUUCAUCUGUUCCCUUCCAAUUUCAUCGUUUUCUAUCCGUUUUCCCUAUAAUUCAUGUUCUACCAUAAUGUUGUGUUGUAUGCAUCCAUUCAUGUUUUACAAAACAUCAACUCUAUUAAGUUAUCAAUUUUUUACACUCCUGAAGGAAGAUGUAUCUUUAUGUUUACUUAUUCUCACAUAUUCGUAAUUAUAUUCACAAUGUAUUACACAGUCUCGUUUUAAGUUGGCAAAAUAUACUGUACACUGACACCCAUUCCAUUCGUAGUUCAGUAUCCUAUCGUAAUUUUCAAAAAUAUUUUAUUAAGUCUUAUUCUCCUUUUCAAGCAUUUAUUAGGGCAAUUUUAUAGUUCAUAUUUCAGCUCAUUUGUUUGAAAUUUUGAUUUAAGAGGGGCGGGGGGGGGCUGGAGGGCUUUUUAAGCGUUAAAAAAGUGCAUCGAGGUUGUAGGAACCCUCGGGAUGAGUGACGAUUGAUAUUGUAUCGCCUGGCUGGAAUGCUCCCCAGGGAGUGGAGAAUAUGCUCAUAUUUUAUGCGGGGAAAGCCGGAAUCCGAUAACCGGGGUAAUAAUAUAUCUCUAUUAUAUUAAGCGCUAUAUAAACGAAGAAUAUUAUUAUUGGUACCAUCAUUAUCAUAUAACAGUUAUUGCAACUAAGAAGUAAAAGAGGUAAAACAGAAUGCUAAGAAUAGUGAUUAUAGUACUUAACCUUGGUUUUUAGAUAAAACGCUUUAUAAUAUUUAAACCAACGUUGCCGUCCAAAUAGAUUUUCUCGUUUGCGUCGUGUGACGUUUUCUGUGGUGAAUUGAGUUUGAGUUUCUUUUAGUAAUUAUUUGAUAUAGGCACCGUCAAAUGUAUUGUUAUUCUGUUGUCUGCGUAUAACCGAGCGUAUAAUCUACAGAAAUUAUAAGUUUGAGAAAGUUGGAGAAACGUAUUUAAAAGUACUGCUCACCUGUAAUAAUUAUAACUUAAGAAGGUAAUAUCGUAGAAUGUUCAUUGUUUAUAUUUUUCUUCAUUUUUUCCCUUCUAUUUGAUCGUCUUUGAAAUGUGAGCAAAGUAGCUAAGAAAGUCAUGCCAUUGUGAACAAUAAAAAGUUCAUCAGACAAACAUGAAAA